This is a messenger RNA of Opisthorchis viverrini, 195 nucleotides long. RefSeq lists its product as hypothetical. The transcript has 3 exons. The record is from RefSeq and is a predicted model, not a curated record. The coding region runs from base 1 to 195 and encodes 64 amino acids. NCBI's taxonomy places the organism in Eukaryota, Metazoa, Platyhelminthes, Trematoda, Opisthorchiida, Opisthorchiidae.
AUGGCCAAUCGUCGAUUCCUGGCAAAUAGGCUUAAACGCAACAUUCUCGUUUCAACAAUAUGCAUACCAGACGUAAUACACUACUUAUCAGAAACGAGAGAUUCAGCUAGGUUCCAGAAGAGUGCAAGUGAAGCAGGCCAAGAUGCCUCAAAGGAUGAGAAAAAAUUAACCGAGAAACACAAACAGUUUGUCUAG